Molecule: messenger RNA, 873 nt
Organism: Pyrenophora tritici-repentis Pt-1C-BFP
Lineage: Eukaryota; Fungi; Ascomycota; Dothideomycetes; Pleosporales; Pleosporaceae
Source: RefSeq, a predicted model, not a curated record
AUGCCGCCAGACAGCGACAAUAUCAUAGUGCAGAUCCCAGAGGCAAGCGGAAACAGCACUAAUACCGCAAUCUAUCUCGAAAAUGAUAUCCAAAUGGGUAUAGAAGAGGACCAGACACCAGCGACCCCAACCCAAACUCAACCUAACCCACCCGAACGACUAGUCCCAAUCAUGAACAAACGACCAGCCCUCUUCUCUCCUGUAUACGACAGAACUGGAAGAAAUCCAUUCCAAAAGAAUGACUCUGAUAAACCAACCGCAAAAGAUCCAGAACAGGCAAUCCAAUGGGCUAGAAACCUGAUCCUCCAAGCCUCUAUUAUGACCAACUCAUAUGAAGAGCAAAACAAGCUACUCGAACUACUAGACGUAUUUAGAGACUACACGGAAAAAGGGAGAGUUACAAACCAGAUCUCGGACAAACUAUCUGCCAAGCUCGCCUUCCACUCAGCUACUCUAGCAAACGCUUCAGAAAAAGCAGCAAAGACAUUAAAGAAGGCAACAGCCACAGUAGCUGGUCAAAACAACCAAACAGUAGCAGUAGCAACAACGACAACAAACACAAAUGCUCCCCAAUCAUACGCAACAAUUGCAGCUCAACCAUCAAAGAACGCCACUUGGACGACUGUAGCCCCAAAGAAAAAGCCAACGCCUAAGAAACUAAUUACGCACUAUCAAAUAGUUGCAACACUAGAGGAAAACCAAACCAUCAACCCGCUCCAAGCACGAAACAAAAUCAACGAGGCAUUCCAAAAAGCUGGCAUUGCAGGACCUGUUAUCCAACUAGCAGCUCUUACGGAUACUCUGGAGAAUUCCUUCUCCAGCAAUCCAACAUCUGGAUGGAUCUCUUUAACAUCAAACACGCUCAACCACUAG